UGAGCGCCAUCGAUGCACAGCCGGUGUUGAUGCUGCUUGUUGCAGUAGCGUUCCCGCGAAACGCCAAACAUUUACGUGCAUACACAAUCUUGUUUCCGUUGGGUGCAAGUGAAUAAAUAAUAACUGUGACAUUAAAAGUGUAUUAUUUAUUAACCAAUAAACUAAAGACACUUAAACAAGUUUUUAAAAUAAUAUUAUUUAAAUAAAAGUGUUUAUAUUCGUGACACUUUGAGCGAUAAGAGUGCGGUGUUGCUUGGGUAAAUUUUGGCGGUUUAUUUUGACCUGAUUUUAAUGAAUAUUAAAUGAAUUACUGGAUAAAUAAAUGUUUUUACUGUAAUAUAAAGGUCAGGUAAUAUAAUAAAACAAUAAUUUGAAUUAUUUAACAAGGAUUUAAAAGGAUAAAUACGAAAUAAAUAGAUGCGCUGAAGUGGUACGUUGGCGGACUUUAACUCGGUGCAAUAGCUGCAUUAUUUAUGGGUUUUAAGUGAUAUAACUUUGCAUAAAGUAUUGUUAUAUAUUUAUUUAUAUUGUGGGACAAUUAUUUAAUGAUUUUACAAUUAUAAUAAUUUAUUUUUUCGAGGUUAUGUUAAGUGUACAGAGGGCGUGCCAGUACCGGAUUACAUACAAGGGUUGGUCAUCAUUUCGCGCGCUGGUCUCCCGCGCUCUGAUUAUAUUAUUUUAUUAUUUUCGCGGAAUAAAUUUAUAUAUAUGAUAAUAAAUACGUUAAAUAAUAAAUCUUAAUGAUUUAAAUGAUUUGAUGAAUUUUAAAUAGUUAGUUAAAAAAAUUUUUUCAACUUGAAAAAAAAAAAAAAAAAAAAGUUGAAAUUGAUCACGGACAAUCUCGAGCAUUAUGGCGAUUCUGUGAACCCAAGCAACGCAUACUCAUUUAUUAUUUAACUUGUGGUAGUUAUUAUUUAUCAUAUUAUUUAUAAAUAAGUGCCGGUAUUAUCCGCAAAAACUAUUUACUUUAGUUUGAAUAAAUUAAAUAAAUAUUUAAUACCAUAUAUACGGGUAUCACACGUCAGCAAAUCAGCAUCAAGAUGCCACAAGCUAGUUUUCAAGAACAAAAUGCCUUUCAAUCCUGCCCACUCAGUACCAAGUCCCAGACUCUGAAACGCAAACGAAAAAACACUGAGCCCUCUGAAGACACUGAAAAUAUUUACCCACCAACAAAACAACAACAAUUAGCGGUAUCACCGAGUACUUGUAUUGAGUCAUGCAAUGACGUAUCUUAUAUUGAAGAAGUAAAAACACCUCAGCAUCAAAUAGCACAGGAAACAGAACGAAGAGAGCCAUCAACAUGGUCGGAGCUUCGUACAGCGACAUGUUUUCUCACUCCAUCAACAUCAACAAGUGGAAAACACAAUCCACUUCCGUCAUUUCCUUGGGCUGAUGGGUCACAAGUGUGGUCAAUGCUCUGUCUGGGUGAUCAAAAAACUUUGGCACAGAGGGAUCCACAAAUGUUCCAAAGGCAUCCAACUCUACAGCCACGUAUGCGGGCUAUUUUACUCGACUGGUUGAUUGAAGUUUGUGAAGUUUAUAAACUACAUAGAGAGACUUAUUAUCUGGCUAUGGAUUACAUUGACAGAUAUCUAUCGACACAUCAGAAUGUACCAAAAAAUCAAUUACAACUUAUUGGCAUCACAUGUUUAUUUAUCGCAGCAAAGGUUGAAGAAAUAUAUCCACCCAAAAUAGCUGAGUUCGCGUAUGUAACAGAUGGAGCAUGUACUGAAGACGAAAUUCUUGGAAAAGAAUUGGUAGUUUUAAAAGGACUUGGAUGGAAUUUAUCUCCAGUAACGCCUCCGGGAUGGUUGAAUGUUUACAUGCAACUGGAAUCCGGUGAUUGGGGGCGACCAAAUGCGUUUAUUUACCCUCAAUACAGUGGCCUUCAAUACACUCAAGCAGCCCAGCUUCUGGACCUUGCGACUCUAGAUGAAGGCAGCUUGAAAUUCCCGUACAGUCAUAUGGCUGCUGCGUCAAUUUAUCACACACAGGGAAGAGAAUGUGCAUUAAGAGUAUCAAGACUUACUUGGGAACAGCUGAGUCCGUGUGUCAAAUGGCUUGCGGCAUUUGCAUCAACACUUGCUGAUGAAGGAUCGCAAUUGUUGAGAUCAGCUGUUACACCCGUUGAAACUAAUUCUGGUUCAGGACUGCGGGCCUCUGUACCUAAUAUUGUUUUAGACGAGAGUCAUCGUAUUCAAACUCACGUUAUUGACUUGAGUAUGUUAGAAAAAGCACAACAAAGACAUGAAAGUAAUGAAUUACCUCUUGAAGUGUUUGAUCAGAAUUCGAGUUUAGGUACACCAGGUAGUCCUGAUCAAAGUGGACUUCUCACUCCUCCAUCCAGUAGUCAAAAAAAUUCACCAACUCCUUCACGGUUACCUCCACAACUUGAACCGUAUACGUAGAUUUUAAUAGAAGUAUAUCUUUAUUAUUAUUAUUAUUAACUUUUCUUUUGUGUCUUCGAUUAUUUUUUUUUAUACGAAGUGCCUUAAUUAUUAUUCUCGUGUUGAUGGUUUUUAAAGUUAUUUCAAACAAAUUGUUUGCAAGUUUGAGAGACUUUAUCAGUGAUAAUAUUAUUAUAUUUCUAUUAUUAUUAUUAUUAUUAUAUUAAUAUUAUUAUUAAACCGUUUAGUAAUGAAAGUAUAUUUAAAUUGAUGCCGCGUUUUUGAAAGUUCUUUUUUUUUUAUACAAAUGCAUUUAAAAAAAGAAAAUAAAUAAAUUUGAAAUUUAUUUUUUUUUCUUUUUCUUAAAAAACUUUGCCAUGCGGCAAUGAGUUUUCACUUUAUUUUUAUACAGUGAAAAAAUAAAAA
This is a messenger RNA of Microplitis demolitor, 2813 nucleotides long. It is a transcript of the gene CycE, whose product is annotated as G1/S-specific cyclin-E1. The coding region runs from base 1041 to 2408 and encodes 455 amino acids. Gene Ontology annotation, molecular function: cyclin-dependent protein serine/threonine kinase regulator activity. Gene Ontology annotation, biological process: G1/S transition of mitotic cell cycle; regulation of cyclin-dependent protein serine/threonine kinase activity. The record is from RefSeq and is a predicted model, not a curated record. NCBI's taxonomy places the organism in Eukaryota, Metazoa, Arthropoda, Insecta, Hymenoptera, Braconidae. Gene Ontology annotation, cellular component: nucleus; cyclin E1-CDK2 complex; centrosome. The transcript is spliced from 3 exons.